Sodiomyces alkalinus F11 is the source of this 823-nucleotide messenger RNA. RefSeq lists its product as hypothetical. The transcript has a single exon. The record is from RefSeq and is a predicted model, not a curated record. The coding region runs from base 213 to 464 and encodes 83 amino acids. Lineage: Eukaryota; Fungi; Ascomycota; Sordariomycetes; Glomerellales; Plectosphaerellaceae.
UCUCUUUCGAUUAUAAAAGGCCCUUUGUCUUCCACGAGAAUGAGACCAAGAAGCAUUGAUCACGCACAACCCAGUGUAAGACUUCUUAUAAAGACCACAUCAUCCCAAGCCAAAAACAUCAAACAAUCCAUUCUUCAUUCGUCCUUGAGUUGUCUUACUCUCACCAAGUCCCGCGUCGAUCUCUCUAUCACAACAAAAGAAAAACUGCCAAAAUGGUCGCCUUCCGCCAACUCGCCCUCCUCGCCGCCAUAGCCCUCACCGCCACCGCCAUCCCCGCGGAGCAGCGCAGCGAAGUCCAGACGCUGGUCAACCCGUCCUACCAGGUGGCCAGCAGCGACCUCCCCACGGGCCAGAGGUGCGGCACGAACAUUUGCUGCAAGGACCAGGUGUGCUGCAACGCGAGCUGCGGCAUCUGCACUCCUCCUGGCGGCAUGUGCAUCCAGAUUUACUGCCUCAGGGAGUAAAAGGCCAAUCGACGCCAACAAAACAUAAGAAAAGAAAAAACGAAAGAAAAAAAUGAGAUUGAGAAAAUCAGAAACUACGCCCAUCUUGUUGCUUGUUCCUCUUUUCGGCUUGGGGAACCCCGCAGUCUGAGUAAAUGGGUUCGGAGGAAGAGGAGGCUCACUGGUGGAGGGACAACUUUAUCAAGUGUUGCUCUGCUUCUCGGGUUUGGAGCGUUCAUGAAUGGCCAGCAGAGGUCGUUUUUCUCGAGUCGGCGAAUAGGGAACACAGCGGGGAGGAAGGUUGUGGAUGGUUUCUCGGUACAUCUUAAUACUCUCAGUCUAUAGUUCAAUAUUAUAUGCACAUAGGCCUACCAGGGACC